Messenger RNA from Phyllostomus hastatus (greater spear-nosed bat), 609 nucleotides. RefSeq names its product trehalase-like. The transcript is spliced from 4 exons. The record is from RefSeq and is a predicted model, not a curated record. Bases 7 to 456 code for a protein of 149 amino acids. Gene Ontology annotation, biological process: trehalose catabolic process. Gene Ontology annotation, molecular function: alpha,alpha-trehalase activity. Lineage: Eukaryota; Metazoa; Chordata; Mammalia; Chiroptera; Phyllostomidae.
GCCAGCAUGACUGAGAAGACCUGGGAGCUGUGCCUGCUGCUUCUGCUGGGGCUAGGGCUGGGGCUGGGGUCCCAGCAGGCUCUACCCCCACCCUGUGAGAGCCAGAUUUACUGCCAUGGGGACCUCCUGCACCAAGUUCAGAUGGCCAAACUCUACCAGGAUGACAAGCAGUUUGUGGACAUGCCACUGUCCUCAGCUCCAGAUCAAGUCCUGCAGCACUUCAACAAACUGGUCAACACCCACAACCACAGCAUCCCCGCUGAUCAGCUGCAGGUGUUCCUCCAAGAACACUUCCAUGCAGUGGGGCAGGAGCUGCAGCCCUGGAUCCCUGAAGACUGGAAAGACAGCCCCCGGUUCCUACAGAAGAUCUCAGACUCCAAGCUGCGAGCAUGGGCAGGGCAGCUGCACCAACUCUGGAAGAAGCUGGGAAAGAAGGUAAAAGUGUCUUGGGCCUGAGAGAGGGAUGUGCCAUUUUGGUGCCCACCCUGCCCCUACAGCAAAGACUGGGACUCAUUUCCUGAGAACACAGCCUCCCACUCCUUGGGUCCUUGAAAAAUUCCUCUCUAGAAAGAAUUUCUAAGAGGGAGCAGGGGAACAUCUACUUGUAAC